AUGACGUUCAUAAAAAAUCCAAGCCAAACGAAAUAUCUAGUGUCGAUUGAGUAUCACCACCAGGGAGCUUUUAAUAACACAGCCGCUACUACUAAUGCUACUGCUACUAAUACUGUUUAUUUAGCAUCGCCAUACUAUGACGUCAUCGAUACUGCAAUAACAACGACAACAGCAACAGCAGCAGCAGCUGAAGCGAAUCAGAGCCAAAGAUCCAGUACAAAAAGUCGUCGGUUUUGUUGCUCUAUGAAAUGUAGUUUGAUGAAAAACUGCUCUGGUUUCUAUUACAAAGAUGGCGAUAAGAGUGUCGGGUGUAGUAUCAUAAAUGCGAAGUCUUUGGGUAACGUUACUUUAGUCUAUCCCGGUUUAGAAUUAAUGAAAGUUUAUCUGAAGAAUGAAGAGUACAGCAAGAUCUUCAUGUCACCAUUUCCUGAAUUCAAGAAGAAAUUUGAAAUGAUCAACAAGCCUGAUAAUUGGACGAACGCUUUGAACACGUGCAAUCUCUUGUACAAUGGUCUACCCGUGAUAACUUCGCAGGCUGAAAAUGAAGAUUUGAGAGUGUUUUUGAAUUUCUGUGUGUAG
Molecule: messenger RNA, 579 nt
Organism: Helobdella robusta
Lineage: Eukaryota; Metazoa; Annelida; Clitellata; Rhynchobdellida; Glossiphoniidae
Exons: 2
Coding region: 1-579 (192 amino acids)
Source: RefSeq, a predicted model, not a curated record